Polypterus senegalus (gray bichir) is the source of this 1884-nucleotide messenger RNA. RefSeq names its product cysteine-rich with EGF-like domains 2 (gene creld2). NCBI's taxonomy places the organism in Eukaryota, Metazoa, Chordata, Cladistia, Polypteriformes, Polypteridae. Gene Ontology annotation, molecular function: calcium ion binding. The record is from RefSeq and is a predicted model, not a curated record. Bases 296 to 1384 code for a protein of 362 amino acids. The transcript has 10 exons.
GCCACACUAGUAACUUGAGUCUGACGCGGAAAUUUGGCUUGCUUGAAUCCUUCAGGUUAUCUUUUCUUAUCCUGUUUUGUUACCAACCAGGUUGAGGUUGAAAUUAAUUCAAGGUUUUAUAGUUUGGCUCUGUAGUACUGACCUUGACUUUGAACUACAAUCGUAACCUUGGUUCAUAGGAUAAUCUUACCGGCCUCUAAAUGUAUUUUUUAAGUAAAUAGCAUAAAUUGCAGACAAUAACCGGCUAGUGUUUUACGUGUUAAAGUUGUAUGAUACACAUACUCGAUCUUUUACUAUGCGAUUUGUAGGCUGUUGGCUGGCACUGCUGUUAUUUUCCUUUAUUUUAUACUGUCCUUUUGUAAGAGCAAAGGACUUAAAAAAUUCCUGUCCAACAUGCAAGACGAUAGUUGAAAACUUCGAGAAGGGUUUAGACCGAACAUCUAAAAAAAAUUUUGGAGGAGGGAAUACUGCCUGGGAAGAAAGAAAAUUGUCAAAAUAUGAAACAAGUGAGAUUCGCCUUGUGGAGAUCUUGGAAAAUCUCUGUGACAGUAGCAAUUUCGAGUGUAACCAUAUGGUAGAAGAACAUGAAGAUCAUUUUGAAAACUGGUGGUUUAAGAAGAAACAAAAAUAUCCUGAUCUGUUUAAAUGGUUCUGCAUAGACACAAUUAAAGUGUGCUGUCCAAAGGGAACUUUUGGUCCUGAUUGCAAUGCUUGCAUUGGAGGCUCUGAGAAUCCCUGCAAUGGCAAUGGAAAAUGCAAUGGAGAUGGUACUCGAACAGGUGAUGGAAAAUGCAGUUGUGACAAGGAAUAUGAAGGUGAUUUGUGUCUAGAGUGUGCAGAUGGCUAUUAUGGUAAACAACGAAAUGACACUUUCAGUUUAUGCACAGAAUGUCAUGAGUCUUGCAAGACAUGUACUGGCCCAACCAACAAGGACUGCAAAGAAUGCAAAGAUGGGUGGCUUAAAAAUAAUGUGGAAGAGUGUAACGAUAUUGAUGAAUGUGCUAACGAAAGUUCACCUUGUACAGAAUCACAAUAUUGCUUAAACAAUCCUGGAUCCUACACCUGCAAAGCAUGUGAUGAAGCAUGUGAUACUUGUACUGGAGAAGGCCCUGAUCAAUGUAAAGCUUGUGCCUCUGGAUAUACCCUGGAAGAUUCCAAAUGCACAGAUAUAAAUGAAUGUAUUAAUUCAGAAGAGAAAGUCUGCUCUCGUGAAAAUGAGGAAUGUGUUAACACAAAAGGCAGCUUCAAAUGCUUUUGUGCUGUGGGCUUUGAAGAUCAAGAAGGAGUUUGUGUAGAAACCAAACAAACAGAUGACCUCUCUAAAAAUGAGUCCUUGGAUUCCGAGACAACAAAAGUCUUGGAAAGUGCACACCAGGACUUGUGACCAAUAUUAGCAUUUCUGGAAACCACUUUAAUAAAUUAUUUGAACUCUUUUUAGCUCAAUGUCAUAACUUGAAUAUACUGGCUAUUCGUCUGAAGAGAAGAGUGCCAACUGCAAAUAUGGUCCUGUUGCCAGAUUUGAGAUUAUUGUGUGUGUGUAUAUAUAUAUUUGGCUAAAAAAAGUUACUUUUUAAGUCAUUACUUUUUGGAACAAAUGUUGCAUACUUUUGUAAAUUAUUUACCUUUUGGUAAGUGUAUUAAAAUGAGUUUUGUCCUUUUUAUUCAAAUUAAAAUAUACUUUCAUCAAAAACUUCUAUAAAUAAAAUAUCUAUCUCUUUUUAGUAGAUCACGCAGGAACUCACUGAAGCUCUUUGGCAGACCUUUUCUCUUGCUUUCCUGUUUAAGUUCAUACUUUUUUUUUGCAACCUACGUUUAUUAAUAGCUGAAUCUGUAAAUGCAGCAUCCUUUCGACCCAUAGUUUAUAAUAAAGGGACAUAAACAGUG